Messenger RNA from Capsella rubella, 820 nucleotides. RefSeq lists its product as uncharacterized. Bases 72 to 482 code for a protein of 136 amino acids. The record is from RefSeq and is a predicted model, not a curated record. The transcript has 2 exons. Lineage: Eukaryota; Viridiplantae; Streptophyta; Magnoliopsida; Brassicales; Brassicaceae.
AGAGAACAAAUUUAUUUUAAGGGCAAACAAAACAAAAAAUAGUGAGAGGUGUAACUUAUCAAGGUAUCAAAAUGGGCUGCGUUGGUCUUGUGAAUUUAACAAGUAUCAAUCCACAUCGGCUUGUGCUCACAAACAAAAUCUACAACUCAAGAAGACCAUCAUCAUCCAUGGCUGCGAUUAGAGCAGAGUCUAUGGCUACUGAGAAACUAGGCAUCACCGUUGAGAAGAACCCACCUGAGUCCAAACUCACCCAACUUGGUGUUCGUAAUUGGCCCAAGUGGGGUUGUCCUCCAAGCAAGUUUCCAUGGACUUACAGUGCUAAGGAGACUUGUUAUUUGCUAGAGGGGAAAGUGAAAGUGUAUCCUGAGGGAUCAGAAGAAGGUGUAGAGAUAGAAGCAGGUGACUUUGUUGUUUUCCCUAAAGGAAUGAGUUGCACUUGGGAUGUCUCUGUUGCUGUUGAUAAACACUACCAAUUCGAGUGAAUGGCUCUCUCAAUCUCUGCUCUGCAUAUUCGUGUAUUCGAUAAGACUUGACAAAUCCUUUUAUGUUGAUGGAUAUAUACUUAGUGUUGUCUGUCACAUACAUAUAUCAGUCUAUGCGUUUUCGGGAUCUGUUUGCUUCGAUAUCAACAGAAAAUUCCGCGUUAUCCCGCUGCUCUUGCUUCCUGCUCAAUCCUCGUCAAUCAAAAUUAAGGUUGGAGUCUCAAAGAAGGAUCAUAGGUUUAACUGUAUUGGUAUGAGACUGCUUGGUGUACUAUUGAGAGUACUACACACUGUAAAUGACAUGUAUGAGAGAUUUAAGUACUUCGUAGGUUUAUUCA